Messenger RNA from Scophthalmus maximus (turbot), 4469 nucleotides. RefSeq names its product cyclic nucleotide gated channel subunit alpha 3a (gene cnga3a). The coding region runs from base 1767 to 3974 and encodes 735 amino acids. Gene Ontology annotation, biological process: monoatomic cation transmembrane transport. Lineage: Eukaryota; Metazoa; Chordata; Actinopteri; Pleuronectiformes; Scophthalmidae. The record is from RefSeq and is a predicted model, not a curated record. Gene Ontology annotation, molecular function: intracellularly cGMP-activated cation channel activity; protein-containing complex binding; cGMP binding. Gene Ontology annotation, cellular component: plasma membrane; intracellular cyclic nucleotide activated cation channel complex. The transcript is spliced from 9 exons.
CAAAAUAAAAGGAUGAUUUUUUGGGGCAUAAAGUCUUUCAGUUAAUACAUAAUGCAAUUGAAGAUCCUAGUGUCCGAGCACUGAUAACUUAGAGCGGCUGAUGUCGGACUGUUCCUGAAUUUAUGGAAAUAGUCCCGCAAAAGGUGAAAAUAGAAAAAGGUUGACCAAACGUGGCACAUUGUUUUGAGGGAAGGGGCAUUAGGCAGCUGAAAUAGGUCCUCCAGUCUAAGAUGGGAUUAGCGGUGCAGCUCCGCAGAGUGCCAAGGCGUUCCUCUUUUAACCUUACGCCACAGAGUGAUGCUGAGGGGAGACGGGGCCGCGCUGGGGUCGUGAUGCUCUCGUGGCGACGGGAGGAGAGGAACCUCGUGAUGAAGGUUCCUCAGCCUGACGAGUCGGCCCUAAUCCCCUUCGUUACUACUCAUCAAGUGGCUUGCGUCCCUUUCAUUUUGCACUGCACGCAGUCCAUUCAAAAAGCCACAUUAUGUUUUGGAUAGCAUAAUUUCACUCAAUUUCAAUCUAUCUGUCCGAAUCUAAAGCUGACAUAUGAAUCCAAUGUGUUCCUGAUAGAAGAACUUUCCCCCUUAUCUAUGUGAGACGGGCCUUUAGUUUUUACCAGCCGUUAUAGGUGUUAUCGGUACACCGAUUCCAUUCCACAUCCACAAAUUCUAUGCUUAGGGUAGAUUAUUGAGCCACUGAAGUAUAUUUUCAGGAGAUCACUUCAUUGUAAAGAAGCUAUGUUUGUGUCACUGAACAGUGGUCAUGUGCACGAGUAAACGCAAAAAGUACUGCAGUGCAUUUAAAAAUGUGUAAAAGUCCAAAAGUGCUCUCAUUGUGCAAAUCAGCAUCAUAAUGCUACUCAGAUGUAUGCAAGCUGGUUGGGGUGAAGCUCUUUUACUUAUUUAGUGCUGUUAGGGAGUUGUGUAUAUCAAAAGCAUCAUAUGUUAUAAAGUUAUCAUAGUUUGGGGGUAAAAUCGGAAUCCGAGAAACUAGUAAUUAAUAUAGGGUAGUGUAAAGUUGUACAUUUUACUCUAGAAUAGCACAUAUCAAGCCCAAAUUUUACUGCACUUGAGUAAAUGCAAUUAGUUUUUAUUUCCACUAGUGUCAGUCAAUACAUCUCUUACGGUAAAGAAAAUGUGUCCGAUUGAAAGUAUGUACAAUAAUAAUAUUUAAUAUAUAAAAUGCAUUAUUAUCAUGUGUCAUUGUGAUACGAUAUAUAUGUGGCGGCAGGCGUAGUCGUGGCCUUGGUUUAUCUCCGAAAUAACAAUUACGUAUAGAAAUAUCCCACAUGUAUGCAGGUGUGUGUCUGUAUGGUAACACAUAUUAGUGUUGUGUUUUUUUUUGAAUGUGCUAUGAUGAAAGAUAGAAUCUGAGGGUCGAAUCUGUGUACAUCUGGUGUGUGUGUGUGUGUGUGUGUGUGUGUGUGGCGAGCCGUGCACAGUGAUGGACAGGUGGGUCGGGACUCCUCCCCUCGUCCGAUCUGGGAUCGGUCCGCUCCCUCUCCUCUCCCUCCUCGACGCGCGGAGCCGCCGCUUGGCACAAACCAUGGACGGCUGCCGUCGAUCUAUUGGAUGACAUCGCGCUCGGGAAUAUUUUUUAAAACAAAAAAAAAAAACACAACCAAAAACGUCGCACUGUGAUUUCUGAUUUUUUUUUUUUUUUUUUUUCUGAGAUGGAAUUAGCGGCAGGCAUCGAGAGGGCAGCGGCUCGUCGGCUGGGCUCGGACCGCUCGGUGUGAGGGAGGCGCCGGACAGCCGAGACACGACGACAUGGCCGAGGUCUGCAGCGAGGGGCCCCUCUCGACCAGGCAGCGGUUGUCCACCAUCACACCCGUGGACGAGCUCGUGGCCGCUGAAAAUGGCGACAGCAGAGCUCACUCCCUGUGCGAAGACAUCUCUGAGAGGUCAACGUCUCCCGGGUCCCACAGACACUCGUUCACAGGUGUUCAGGCGGUGGCCAGGCUCUCUUACUUCUUCUUCAUGCUGCGAAACUGGGUGUCGCACAGAAUGAACCCCGCAGCCGAGCGGCACGACUCGUUCCUGGAUCGCUUCAGAGGCCCCGAGCUCAAAGACGCCGCCAGUCGAGAGAGCAACUCCCAGUCUGCGGGUCACGGCGACUCAACCCGCAAGAGGAAUCUUGCCAGUAAAUGGCCGCUCGCUACUUACAACAUGAAUAACUGCAACAACACAGACGACAAAAAAGAGGACAAGAAAGAGGAGAUAAAAAAAGAGGAGAAAAAGGAGGAGGGGAAAGACGAGAAGAAAGACGGGGACAAGAAGGAAGAGGAGAAGAAGGACGAGAAGAAGGACGAGAAGAAAGAUGAGAAGAAAGAUGAGAAGAAGAAGGAUGAUAAAAAGAAAGAGGAGCCCCCGAAAGAAAUCUGGAUCAUGGAUCCUGCCGCGGACCAGUACUACAAAUGGCUGACCGUCAUCGCAGGCCCAGUAUUUUAUAACCUAAUGAUGAUCGUAACGAGAGCCUGUUUCAAUGAACUCCAGGACACGUACACAAAACUCUGGAUAUUCUUGGACUACGGCGCAGACUUCGUCUACUACCUAGACACAUUUGUCAGAGCAAGAACAGGUUACUUGGAACAAGGCCUGUUGGUAAAAGACUCCAAGAAACUAAGAGAUAAAUACAGAACGACGUCUCAGUUCAAGUAUGACAUGAUUUCAAUGAUACCCACUGAUCUGCUCUUUCUGAAAUUUGGAUACAACAACCCAGAGUUCAGGUUCAACCGGCUCUGCAAAUUGCCGAGGCUCUUUGAGUUCUUCGAGCGGACUGAAACCCGAACCAGCUUCCCGAACAUGUUUCGAAUCAGCAAUCUCGUGCUUUACAUCCUCGUCAUUAUCCACUGGAAUGCUUGCAUGUUCUUCGCCAUUUCAAAAACCAUCGGUUUCGGAACGGACACUUGGGUGUAUCCCAACAUCAGCCACCCGGAGCACGGCCGCUUGGCCAGGAAGUACAUCUACUCCCUGUACUGGUCAACACUGACCCUGACCACCAUCGGAGAGACCCCGGCGCCAGUCAGGGACGUUGAAUUCCUCUUCGUCAUUGCCGACUUCCUCACCGGUGUCCUGAUCUUCGCCAGUAUCGUCGGUAACGUCGGUGCCAUGAUCUCCAACAUGAACGCCUCCCGCGCCGAGUUCCAGGCAAAGAUCGACUCCAUAAAGCAGUACAUGCAGUUUCGAAAGGUCACCAAAGACCUGGAGGCCAGGGUCAUCAAGUGGUUCGACUACCUCUGGACCGAGAAGAAGACGUGCGACGAGAAGGAAGUGCUGAAGAACCUGCCCGACAAGCUCAAGGCCGAGAUCGCCAUCAACGUCCAUUUGGACACGCUGAAGAAAGUGCGCAUUUUCCAGGAUUGUGAAGCGGGCCUUCUGAUUGAGCUGGUGCUCAAGCUGCAGCCGCAGGUGUUCAGUCCGGGAGAUUACAUCUGCAAGAAGGGCGACAUCGGCAGGGAGAUGUACAUCAUCAAGGAAGGGAAGCUUGCUGUGGUGGCCGACGACGGAGUCACGCAGUUCGUGGUGCUCAGCGACGGCGCCUACUUUGGGGAAAUCAGUAUCCUGGGGAUCAAGGGCAGUAAGGCAGGCAACAGGAGAACUGCCAACAUCCGGAGCGUGGGCUAUUCCGACCUCUUUGCCCUAUCCAAGGACGACUUGAUGGAAGCGCUCACCGAGUAUCCAGACGCCAAGAAGGCUUUGGAGGAGAAGGGGAAAGCCAUCCUGAUGAAAGACAACCUCAUCGACGAGGCGGUGGCCAACGCCGGCGCCGACCCCAAAGACCUGGAGGAGAAGAUCACCAAACUACAGGGCAACCUGGACAUGAUGCAGACCAAGUUUGCCCAGCUGAUGGCGCAGUUCACCUCCGGCCAGACGCGGAUGAAGCAGAGGAUCACGGAGAUGGAGAGCAAGGUGAAAUCGGUACAACCGGGGGAUCUCUCUGAAGUGGUGGCCGACAAGGACAAAAAGGUCCAGUAGCGUGGGAGACACCCCAGGACUUUACAGUUUCCAUUCAGCAUAGUACAGUGACACUUUUCAAGUUGUUUAUAUGUAUUUAUACAUUACGUUUAUCAUCUCAUCUUCAUCUGAUUGUGUCAAAUUGUGUACAGCGUAUGUAUUUUGUGUGCAUGCUAUGAUCGACAGCCACGUUGUCACGCUCCAGUAUGUUGACCAGAAGCACCCAUGUAUGCAAAAAAAAUAUGGCUUUUCAUAGCCUUAGAAUAAUGAGGAUUGUUUUCUUCUCCUGAUCAGUAAUGAUGUUUCCCCCCAGAAAAUAUGUUCUAAAGUAUGGAAGAAACUCAAUAUUACAACUUCAACAUCCAUUUGAUGCCGUUUAUGAAUGUACAACAAUAAAAUCCAAAUGACACUUCUAUUUGUAAGAUAUCACCAGCAUACACUAUCCGUUGUAAAUCUGCAAUGUCAAUGUUGUUAAUGUGAAUAAACAUGUUCAUAUAAUAAAUAUGACACACCGUA